AUGGCGACCCAGUUCACGGUUUUCGGUCGACUGCCCCCCGAGCUUCGUAUCUUGAUCUGGGAACUUUGUAUCCCAUCCCGAGUGGUCGAGUUAAACCGGCCUGUCUGGCCAGACAUGGAGGUUUCAUGCGACCUUGUUUGGGCAUCACGUCACAAUGUUUUGCGACCCACCAUUGCUUAUGUCUGCAUUGAGGCCAGACAGGUCGCGGAACAACGAGUCAUCCACUUCGGGCUCGAGGACCUGAACCAGGAGAGAAGACGUGGUCCGUUCUAUUUCCGGCCAUACCGGGACCUUGUCGUGCUGUACAAUACUCCAGGCGCGCCUCUCAACGAAUGGCGUCAAAACCGCGAUCACCCAUUCUCUUCCUUUCGCCUAGUUGACCAGUGGGCCGUGGAUGUCGCCAUCUACUCUCCCAUGGUCAACCCCUGGCCACGCUGCACAGACUUUGGCCUUCGCCACGGAGCCCGCUUUGCUCCUCGGACUGAAUGGAUUGACCCGCUUUUCGUUCUGCAGGUCAUCCCCAUCCACCUGAGCAAAACAGACGCGAUUAAGUCCAGACUCUUCGGUGAUUUCGGCGACGAGCCCAUCCAGCUGGUUGACCCUCUAGAUAGUGAACGACUUGCACGGUUCCGGGAACUGGUGGGGAACGCACGACGGCCUCAGGCACAGGUUGCCUUCGAUUUCUUCACGCAGUAUACAGGAACCGGAGGAAAAACCAACACUUUGAUUGCCUCGGUGCAUGCCUGGACGCGAGACGGACUGAGUCGUGAGAUCUGGCGGGCCUGGAAGCAGGCCCAGGAGGUCGACUUUGAGGGCAUUUCACGGCCCGAGAACAUCUGGCUGGGGCCCAGUGAAGACUUUGACAUGCUGGAUGAGGACACAUUCCGGGGCCUAAGCGACGCCCCCCUUGGGGGAAUUGAUCUCACGUUGUUUGGUCCGAACGAGAUGCAUCCCUGGGUGCAGGAGCUCCUCGUAACACUCCCUUCGUUCACCCCGCGUAUCAUGUUUCGUUGGUGCGGUGGUCAGUGCUGGGAGGGAAGUGGUGAAGACGUGAUACUGCCGGUGUAA
Messenger RNA from Penicillium macrosclerotiorum, 1068 nucleotides. Its product is annotated as 2EXR domain-containing protein. The record is from RefSeq and is a predicted model, not a curated record. The transcript has a single exon. The coding region runs from base 1 to 1068 and encodes 355 amino acids. Lineage: Eukaryota; Fungi; Ascomycota; Eurotiomycetes; Eurotiales; Aspergillaceae.